UCCUUAGACUUUUUCAUCCUUGGUUAACUAGCUGAGCAAGGUGAGCGUAGCUGUUUGAUUCGUGCUUUUUCAUAACACAGGGUGGCUAUUGCAUUAAAGCUCUCGUGUAAACUUGAGUGGCAUAUCCUGUUCCUUGGAAGGCGGAGUGCGUAGAGUCGUAGGAGGAGAAACCCAAGUUCAUCGUCUCAAUCAACAAAACAGCCACUGUCCCUGAAUCUCUCUCUUUACCGCUCCUGUUUCUAGCUAUAAAUUGGUCACUUCUGUACAUCCUGAGGAGGCAGGUGUCAGUCUGUUGUUGUUUUUUUGAUCUCUGGAAGCAGAGCUGAGCUAUAAUGCCCCGUGGAGAAUACAAACUUGAAUACAAGAAAGAUACCUCUGGGGAUGGUGUUAGUACCAUUUACAGCAACCCAGUAACGCCACAGGCCUCGGACUCUGCAGAUGAAUUUACCACCUACUUUGAUCAGAAAAUACCUAUACCAGAAGAUGAAAAGCACCCAUUGUUCAGUUUUCGAAAACUGUGGGCCUUCACUGGGCCUGGUUUCCUAAUGAGCAUUGCCUACCUGGAUCCAGGUAACAUUGAAUCAGAUCUACAGUCUGGGGCAGUUGCAGGAUUUAAGCUACUCUGGGUUCUCUUGUUGGCUACUGUCAUUGGUUUGCUCUUACAACGUCUGGCGGCAAGGCUGGGAGUGGUAACAGGACUUCAUCUGGCAGAAGUAUGCAAUCGACAGUAUCCCAAGGUUCCUCGACUUAUCUUGUGGGUGAUGGUCGAGCUGGCUAUCAUUGGAUCGGAUAUGCAAGAAGUCAUUGGCUCAGCAAUUGCCAUUAACCUCUUAUCCGUUGGGAAAAUCCCUUUGUGGGGUGGAGUGCUCAUAACAAUAGCUGAUACCUUUGUGUUUCUCUUCCUGGACAAGUAUGGUUUGAGGAAACUGGAAGCAUUGUUUGGCUUCCUCAUUACUAUCAUGGCUGUCACGUUUGGAUAUGAGUAUAUAACUGUAAAACCAGACCAAGGGCAGCUGCUCAAAGGGAUGUUUAUGCCUUAUUGUGAAGGCUGUGGGCCUGCCCAGCUGGAGCAAGCUGUUGGGAUCGUAGGUGCUGUCAUCAUGCCUCAUAACAUGUACCUGCAUUCUGCUUUGGUCAAGUCUCGACAGGUGAAUCGGGCCAAAAAGAAGGAAGUUUCUGAGGCCAACAAGUAUUUCUUCAUUGAAUCCUGUAUAGCCCUCUUUAUCUCCUUCAUCAUCAAUGUCUUUGUUGUCUCAGUCUUUGCCGAAGCUUUUUAUAAAAAGACGAACCAAGAUGUGCAUGACAUCUGUGCAAACAAAAGCUUUGCCCAAGCUGUGCUGUUUCAAGCAGAUAAUAGCACCCUGGAAGUGGAUAUCUACAAAGGGGGAGUAAUUCUAGGUUGUUACUUUGGCCCUGCUGCUCUCUACAUCUGGGCUAUUGGCAUUCUUGCUGCAGGACAGAGCUCAACAAUGACAGGAACUUACUCUGGACAGUUUGUUAUGGAGGGAUUCCUUAAUCUGAAGUGGUCGCGGUUUGCUCGUGUGGUUCUAACCCGCUCCAUUGCCAUCACUCCAACUCUUCUGGUUGCCAUUUUCAAAGAUGUGGAACACUUGACCGGCAUGAAUGACUUCCUCAAUGUCCUCAUGAGUUUACAGCUACCCUUUGCUUUAAUCCCAGUGCUCACGUUCACAAGUCUGCGUCCAGUGAUGAAUGACUUUGCCAAUGGCCUGGGCUGGAAAAUCGCUGGGGGAAUUCUCAUUGUGAUCAUCUGCAGCAUUAACAUGUACUUUGUGGUGAUCUAUGUGACUGCCCUAGGACAAACAGUGUUGUAUGUAUGUGCUUCAAUUAUCAGCAUUCUCUACUUGGCCUUCGUGGCAUAUCUGAGUUGGCAGUGCUUAAUUGCUCUCGGAGUUCCCUUCCUGGCUUGUGGGCAUACGUAUCAUCUGGGACUUACUUCUCAGCCUGAACUCUUUCUUCUGAACAAUGUUGAUGCUGUCUCAAUCACGAAUAGAUGAAAUCCCGUCAACCUCUCGUAACUUAUUUGAAGCCCCCCUCUAUGCUGCACAAAACCAAAUUUUGAUUGGUUCCGAAAUGAGCAGGUACAAGUCAAGAACUGCCAGUGGAGACAGAGCUUCCCCUUGAAAGAAGAAGCAGGAAGGAGAGUCAAAUUAUGAAGAGUUAUCUGUUACACUGGGAAACAGACCUCUUUAGAGGUUGUGCAUGAGAUCAACUAUGAAGCCUAUUAAAGGACUAUUGACAAAGGUAAAGCAUUAAGUGAGAAAAAUGGUUCUGAUUGACAGACACCGGCAAAAUGCAGGAGGUAACAAAAAGGUGAAGAGCUAUGAAUGAAAUUAGGGUGCUGAACUUGAUAUUUCUUUUUCUUUUUUGCACAUCUCAGUUCACUAAGUUAUGAGGCUGGAAGACAAUUACACUGGAGAGCGUCGCAAAUAAAGGGAGAGUUUGGUACUCUCUUCCCACUUAGAAAUCCUCACCUCUUCAUGGGUAUAAAUAGGUACAUUUUUGUAAAUAAUAGUUCUAAUAGGGAGCCUCCCACUUGAUGCAAAGGAUCAAUAAUCUGUUUUAGAAGGACUCAACAAUUUUCUGUUACCUUCUGAUUUCUGGAAUAUUGAGAGAUGGUGUUCUAGAAAUUAAGCAAUAUCCUGCAGUUAAUGCAAAAGCACAUUGAAAAUUGAAAAGAACUUUCUGAAACUCUUAAUGGCCAUAAUCCACCAGGGAGAGAAUCUGCAUGAGCCAACAUAUAAGCUCUUAAAAUAAAGAGGAACAAAUAGAAGGUGGAGCAAGAACACACUUCAAGUUCUUUAGGUUUAGACAAAAAAAUUUUUGGUAGAUUUCCCAACUAUGUCCUCCUAUCCUAUUCCAAUAUGUUUCAUCUCCUUUUUCCUUCAUAUGGCAUAUUCCUGCAUGUUGCAUUCAUGAAAGACAUAUGUUCGUUUAAUCCUUUGGUUGCCUGUUUUGUUUCAUUGUUGUGGGGAGGGUUUUUUUUUUUUGUUUCUUUCAUGCAAAUCUAAUUCAUUCUGGAGCUAGAUUAAAGAGCUUCAGCGUGGUUAAACUGCAGAUUCUGCUUAGUGCAAAAUCAUUCUGACUUGUUUUUUUCCCCCAACUGGGCCCCUGAUCCUUCUCUCCAGAAAUGGGUGGAAGUUGUAGGACUAUGGAAUCUAAGGGGAAACCAUGAUAAUCCUACAUUUUUACUAAGGACAAAUAAACCAAGCUGCUGUUGCUUCCUCUUGAGAAAGUUGAUUAAUGAGAAGAAGAUACAGAAAGAUAAAUCCCAAUGAAGUCCGCUGUAGGUCCUCUUUCUUAAUUGCUCGUGGAAAACUUCAGCCUAGUGCUGAUCCCAGAACUGUAGCUGUUCAAUUAGCAAUGUAAGAGCAUGCCAGGUGGGUUAUGGAGGCUUUGGAUUCAUGAGUGUCCUAAUCUUCAAAGACAAUUAUCACCAAGAAAGAAUAGAAAUAACAUAUCCAAUAAUGAUUCUCCCUCGUCCCGAUUUCUUGAAGGUUAGUCAACCUUCUUUUCUGAGCUUGAGUUAAACAUGAAGCCCAACAAGAGUUUGCUCAGAGCUUCUAUAUCCUGAAGACUUUUGCUCUCAUCACUGAGUUUAAUUUGCUCUGCUCUUUCUCGCUUCUGCUAGCAUUGUUCAAGUAAUGCCUGAGGUUCUGGAUAAAAGGGUUUGACACUGUGAUCAUUCAAGUACAUUCAAGCACAUUUUUACAGUUGGGAGAGACAGAACUGGGAGGGAUUUCUUUGAUAAGAGAUCAGGGGUCCCAAACUUGGCAACUUUUAAGAUUUGUGGACUUCAACUCCCAGAAUUUCCCAGCCAGCAUGACUGGCUGAGGAAUUCUGAGAGCUGAAAUCUGCAAGUCUUAAAAGUUACCAAGUUUGGAGACCCCUGACGUAGAUUAUGCACGAUCUGGUUACAUAGUCCACCCUGGUUUCAACUCAGGAAACAAUAUAGUGCUAAACAGAUUACUCAAAAUGCUACCCGAGCGUGCACAGGAUUGCAACCUUGUACUCCCUAAGCUUUGUUAUAAAGCUGGUUCAAUGCAGAAUUAAGAUUGGAGGAAAUCCUUGUGGUACAAGCAGUGUUUCCCAAACUUGACAAUUUUAAGGCAUGAGGACUUCAACUCCCAGAAUUCCACAGCCAGCAACGCUGGCUGUGGAAUUCUGGGAGUUGAAGUCCUCAUGCCUUAAAAUUGUCAAGUUUGGGAAACACUGUGGUACAGUAUCAGUUUUCUCUUUGAGAAGUAGCUUUCUUGCCCUCAUGAGGGUAGCUUUAAAAAAAAAAAAAAUGAAAGCCACGUGUGAUAAAAUAUAUAUUUUCUACUCGAAAUCCCAUCUUUUGCAUUUGAUCUUUCCCUUCCCAUUUCCUUUUCUGUGAUUGCUCGUGUUCUUUUCUAUUUAUAAAGCAGCUUCGAAGUCCAUAGUCCAUUUUAGUUUUCCUGCAGCCCACUUCCAGAAUAAAAAGGCAGGUAGAGUAGGGGAUGGUUUACUCCACAUCAAACAGGUUUCAUAUCUUCUGUCUCACAUCCGAGAUAGAAGAUACAAUGGUAUCUCUCAUUGUAAAAUGCGCGACCCAAUUAUAUAAACUGUUCCAACUUGCAUUGUCUGAUGCUUAAGUUUAUUGCAGGUAGGAAGGCUCCUUUUCUGCUUUUGAUAAUUUGCCUCUCAUUUUACCCAAGUCAUAUAUUCAUGCUGUAAAGAGUUGAUGAUGGUUGUGUAAUGAACCAACUUCUUUAUGUAAACGGGACCUACCCUGCCCUCCCAUCUCAUCCUUUUUAACCAUCAUUGGUGACAUACCUAGAGGGCAGCGUGACCAGGUUUAUUUGUUGGUUUCACAUUCUGGUGUUAAGAUUUAAUUUAAUUUCCAGACCUUUAGGAGAGGAUGCAUUUAGAAGCAAGAAAUGAAAGAGACACACCCAGCAUUGAACUUUGAUGUCUGAAAUUUCCCCCUCGCCCCAAGACCAUUCAAGUUUCCAAUCCUCACAUUCAGAAAUAAAUUGGCAAUAUUGGUAGAAAACAUCAGUGUUCAUAAUUACUACAGUUGCUUUAGUUGGCCAAGAUGCAUCCUAUCUCUGUAUGUUAGAGUUACCUGGAUAGUCUCUUCGAUUUUGGAAAAUCUAAUGUUGACAUAGCUUUAAAACAAAGCUAAGCCAACAAGUGAGAUGUCCUUUGGCAACAGCCUAUGUAUGCAAUUUGGGGGCAGGUGUGUCUUGUGCAGCAAUAAGUUGAGACUGGCUUCUAAGACUGGCUGCAAAGCUGUUGCCAAAAUUUUGCUUUUUGCUUCAGACUGAAGAACAUAUUCCCAUGCUCAAACCAGUGUCCGAGUCUCUUAACUAGACCUGGAUGCACAGGUACAUUUAAUAAUAAUAAUAAUAAUAAUAAUGAUAAAGUUGGAAGGGACCUUGGAGGUCAUCUAGUCCAACCCUCUGCUCAGGCAGGAAACCUUAUACCAUUUGAAGUACACUAGGUUGAUGGUGCUACCAGAAUGAUCAGAUAGCAAUGAAAAUGAUUCAAGGUGCUCUAAGUAUUUGUAGGUCAAUAAAAUACUUGAUUUAUUGCCUUUGGUGUUGAUUGUUUUUAAAAGUUUGAUGUUACAAAAUCUAUUUUUCUCAUUGUUAAUUUUGUUCUGACAUUUGGUACUAAUUUAUUUGAAAUGUUGGGUCAGUCGUUUUUGUUUAUUUAAAUGAAAUUCCAGAUCUUCAAAUAAAUAUCGAAUACCUA
Molecule: messenger RNA, 5739 nt
Organism: Crotalus tigris (Tiger rattlesnake)
Lineage: Eukaryota; Metazoa; Chordata; Lepidosauria; Squamata; Viperidae
Gene: SLC11A2
Product: solute carrier family 11 member 2
Exons: 16
Coding region: 333-2015 (560 amino acids)
Biological process (GO): metal ion transport
Cellular component (GO): plasma membrane
Molecular function (GO): iron ion transmembrane transporter activity; manganese ion transmembrane transporter activity; cadmium ion transmembrane transporter activity
Source: RefSeq, a predicted model, not a curated record